Molecule: messenger RNA, 1077 nt
Organism: Cryptomeria japonica (Japanese cedar)
Lineage: Eukaryota; Viridiplantae; Streptophyta; Pinopsida; Cupressales; Cupressaceae
Product: GDSL esterase/lipase 6-like
Exons: 5
Coding region: 1-1077 (358 amino acids)
Biological process (GO): lipid metabolic process
Molecular function (GO): lipase activity
Source: RefSeq, a predicted model, not a curated record
AUGGCUAAGAGUAUGCUGAUCUGGUGGAUGAUGAACUCUUUGAUUUUGCAAGUAGCUGAAGGAGGAAGAAGUGCGCAUGUACCAGCAAUGUUUGUAUUUGGGGAUUCAUUAGCAGAUGCAGGAACUAACAAUUUCCUUCCAAACUGUACCACUCGGGCCGAUUUUUCACCAUAUGGCGUGUCCUUCUUCCCCAACCCAACUGGUCGCUUCACAAAUGGCCUCACUGUUUUCGAUUUCAUAGCUACUCACUUGGAGCUUCCUUUCGUACCUCCGUAUCGUGAACUUCCUUCAUAUUAUCAGCAGGCAAUUUUUUCCCAUGGGGCUAAUUUUGCAUCGGCAGGGAGUGGUUUGUUGGAUUCAACAGGAUCUGAAAAGAAAAUUGUUAACUUUAGUGAUCAGAUAUCGAAAUUUGAAGAAUUCUCUAGGCGUGUACGUAAAAAGUCGCACCUCAGAAAUUCUUUAUACUGCAUUUCCAUUGGAGGCAACGACAUUCAUGCCCACUACAACGGCCCUUCCUUAAAUCUCAGUGAUGCACAAUUCGUCACUUUGCUGGUUGGCACACAUGGUCAAUACAUCCAAAGGCUUUAUCGUGCUGGAGCAAGAAAAUUUCUGAUACUCGACAUCUCCGCUUUAGGAUGUACUCCUAUUGCCAGAUUUACAUAUAAUUUUCAAUACCAGGGAAAGUGUGCGGAACCUGGAAAUAUACUAGCCCAGAAAUAUAACGUUGCUCUGAAAAAUCUUGUAGAUCACCUGAAUGGAAAACUACAUGAAGUGAAUAUCAUGCUCUUUAAUUCUUAUGAUUACUUGACAAACAUGAUUAGAAAUGGAAAAGCUUUUGGUUUUUCAGAAACAAAAUCAGCGUGCUGUGGAUCAGGAUUGUUCAGAGCCAAUGUGAGCUAUGGACAGACCAGUCCGCCAGAUCUGUAUUGCAAUGAUCCAGAUGCAUAUUUGUUUUGGGAUGCAGUUCAUCCCACACAGAGAGCUUACUCCAUAUUUUCAAAAGAAAUAUGGGGAGGAAAUUCUUCUGUUAUGCAUCCAAUUAACCUUUUCACACUAGUCUUGGGGAGAAAUGCAUAA